AUGGCGAGGUUGCAGCGUCUUGAGGAGGACAAGGAGAAGUACCUCAAGGAGCUCGACGCCCUUGAGGUAGUCGUGAUUUUGGACGCCGACUUCGAAGUAACUCCGCCACGAGAUUUUGCUCCUUCCGAUAGGGUGAUGGCUGAGGCAGCGGCGGUUCUUUAUCAGCACGGCACCUUUGUGCCUCAGGACACUGAUGCCGUGGAUAUCACUUCUAAAGCCGAGGAUGAAUCCGGGGACUUUUCUGCAAAAGACCCGGCUACUGGAGAAGAACUGGCUCCCCUUUCUAGAAACCCCGUGACGUAG
Messenger RNA from Arabis nemorensis, 303 nucleotides. Lineage: Eukaryota; Viridiplantae; Streptophyta; Magnoliopsida; Brassicales; Brassicaceae. The record is from the annotation of a GenBank genome assembly.